AUGGCUGCAUCACUUCAAGCCUCAGUUGACUCACUUCAAUCCUCGUUACAAACCCUCGAUUCAUCCAUCUCCACUCUCGACUCCGCUGUUAGCGACUUUCCCCGAUUGUGCAAGGUCUUGCAGACAACGCGGCACUUUGAACUCCUUCCAGAACCUACUCUGCGCGAAGCACAGCAGUUACUCUUGGAUGAAAUCACACCGAGCAUCGCGCAUCUAUUAUCCUUAGCCUCAAACCAUGUCGAAAAGCUCUCCCGUCGCGAACAGGCACUCAAAGCUAAAUGCGAGCUCCAGGAGGGCCGCCUUCACUCCAACGACAGCCAUCAAUCCUCGAGUCGCGGUCUGGGCGCCAUGCGCGAUCGACACAGACAAGACGCUGGUAGUGCUGUCGCAAAAGCAGCGGAAUACAGACGACUCGUCCAGAAGAAGGAACGGCUGAAGUACACGGUUGAGCGAUUGGAGCUGCAGAGUCAGCAACGUGAACGUCAGCUGAGGAAAAACAGUGAAGCUGCUGGUUAUCUGCGACUAUGCGAUAGCACCUAUGAGGACGCGAGUCCACCCCUCUAUUCCGAGGAACAGCGCGUCUGGCGGGCCCGACGAUCAAGGCAGCAUGCCUUUCGAUCACUACCGAGCGGACUUUGCGAGAAGCAGCAACUUGCAAACGGCGAAAAGGGCGCCUAUGCCGACUUGGGCUGA
This is a messenger RNA of Aspergillus lentulus, 693 nucleotides long. The record is from RefSeq and is a predicted model, not a curated record. Lineage: Eukaryota; Fungi; Ascomycota; Eurotiomycetes; Eurotiales; Aspergillaceae.